Nematolebias whitei (Rio pearlfish) is the source of this 3966-nucleotide messenger RNA. RefSeq names its product pleckstrin homology domain containing, family A member 5 (gene plekha5). The coding region runs from base 8 to 3901 and encodes 1297 amino acids. Lineage: Eukaryota; Metazoa; Chordata; Actinopteri; Cyprinodontiformes; Rivulidae. Gene Ontology annotation, molecular function: phosphatidylinositol-5-phosphate binding; phosphatidylinositol-3-phosphate binding; phosphatidylinositol-4-phosphate binding. The record is from RefSeq and is a predicted model, not a curated record. Gene Ontology annotation, cellular component: cytosol. The transcript has 30 exons.
GCCAGACAUGGCGGCGGAGCUACAACCCGAGUGGAUUUCUGCUCUCCCGUCUUCCUGGAGUUAUGGGGUUACUCGGGACGGACGGGUCUUCUUCCUCAACGAAGAAGCCAAGAGCACAACCUGGCUGCAUCCAGUGCGCGGGGAGGCAGUUCUAACCGGACACAGACAAACUCCAGACCUACCCACUGGAUGGGAAGAGGGAUUUACCUUUGAGGGAGCGCGAUGCUUUAUCAAUCACAAUGAGCGGAAGGUGACCUGCAAACAUCCUGUCUCAGGCUUACCCUCUCAAGACAACUGCAUCUUUGUCGUCAACGAACAUGUAAAUUGCAGAAAGUUAUGUCAUCCAGCUUUUCGCAGAUCUGCCUCCAAAGUGCCAGCGAAUGAGAAGAAGGAACGGCCACUAAGCACCAUGAGCGAAGCCUCCAACCACACGGCAGCCACCUCUGACUGCACCACACACACCAACAGCCCUGCAGGAAGACCCUCAAGGCCCUCCAAGAAAAUUCACAAUUUUGGGAAGCGAUCCAACUCCAUCAGGAGGAACCCCAAUGCUCCGGUGAUCAAGAGGAACUGGCUUUACAAACAGGACAGUACAGGCAUGAAGUUGUGGAAGAAGAGGUGGUUCGUUCUUUCUGAUCUGUGCCUCUUCUACUACAGAGAUGAAAAAGAGGAAGGUGUUCUUGGCAGCAUUCUCCUGCCGAGCUUCCAGGUAUCCAUGUUGUCUGUGGAUGAUCACAUUAACAGAAAAUAUGCUUUCAAGGCGACGCAUCCCAACAUGCGAACCUACUAUUUUUGCACGGACACAGCCAAAGAGAUGGAGUCUUGGAUGAAAGCAAUGACAGACGCUGCACUUGUGCAUUCAGAGCCCGUUAAAAGGUUGGACAGACUAAAAGUGGAGCAGUGUGGACCACAAGAAAUAAAUCUUGUUGCCAACCACAAGCUGCCUCUCACACAGCCUGAAAUCCAGAACAAUGAGCGCAAUCUUGAGGUUGAUCGCGAGCGCAGUGCAGCAGUAACCACCACCAAAGAGGAAGAAGACAGAAAGCAGCGUGACGCUGAGCGUUAUGGCUUCCAGAAGGAUGGGACAGAGCGUGGACGUCCACUUACCAAGAUCAACAGCCUCAAACUGCAGUCGGCCCAGGCAGCAUCCAUUAAGGCUAAGGUGACUUCACCACAGCCUCCAGCUGAGGCUGAGAGGAUGCAGCAAAACCCAGAGGUGAACGGAUCAGGGGAGCAGCUCCCUGCUAAUGGGAACGGGCUCCCUGUUCAGCAAAGUCCCAACCAGGAGCCACAUCGCACCCUGAACAGGACAAACUCUAUGCAGCAGCUGGAACAGUGGGUUCGCAUACAGAGAGGACGAGGCCAGGAUGAUGAUACCAGGAGCAUCACAUCAUACCAGACACUGCCUAGAAAUAUGCCAAGCCAUCGGGUACCCUACAUGCCUCAUUAUGGAGAUGGCUACCGCAGUAUGCCCAGAAAUAGCAUGGCCCAGCGGGACAGCAUUUGCAGCAUGUCUCCGUCUCUGUACGACCAAGCCCUGGGCCCGUCGGUGGCUGACAAGCGCCGCUCCAUGCGCGACGACACCAUGUGGCAGCUGUACGAGUGGCAGCAGAGACAGGCCUACAGCAGGCAGCCGGGGCUCUACAGCAACAUGACCAGCCCCAAAACCAUGAUCAACUUAUCUGAGCAUGCUGCCCCCAGCCACUCCAUCCCCCCGUCGCCGUCUCACGGGUCCUUGUCCGUGUACGGUGGCUACUCUCCGCUGAGAUCUUUCAACAUGGCCAACGCUCGCUCUGAGUUGACCUCCCCUACCUACAGACGAGAGUCGAGCCUUGACAGACGGCACAGGUCACAAAUCAACAAGAACUGUGUUCUGCAGUACGCCUACCCACCUGAUAGGAGGUCCAUGCCUGUGGGGAUCCCAGUCCAGACCAUCACUGCCCAUUCUCUGCAAGGCAAAUCUCCUGAAGAACUGACUUUGCUGCUGAUAAAGCUGCGGCGGCAGCAGGCAGAGCUAAACAGUAUCCGGGAGCACACUGUAGCACAGCUUAUGCAACUAAACAUGGAUGGCGACAACCCAAAGAACGACAUUCUCUCUCAUCACCUCCAAAGGAACCUCAUGUAUUUGGACAAUCAGAUGAAGGAAAAUGACCCUUUAAUCGCCAUGACUCACAAAUUGAUUGAGAACUCGGCUCCAAGGCCUCAACUUUACCAGCAACUGAGUCCAGAAGACUACGGGGAGCAAGCGUACACAUGCAUGCCAGAGGAAGUGAAUACUGAUACUAAACUCAGCAGGUUGUGCGAGCAGGAUAAAGUGGUUAGGACGCAUGAGGAAAAACUUCAGCAGCUGUACAGAGAGAAGCAUACAUUGGAGACUGCUCUUCUGUCGGCCAGUCAGGAGAUCGAGCUGGGCUCCGAUGACCCGGCCGUCGUUCAGCAGAGAGACUUGCUGCAGAGUGGCCUCCUCAGCACCUGCAGAGAGCUGUCCAGAGUCACUGCGGAGUUGGAGCGGUCAUGUAGGGAGUAUGACAGGUUGGAAGGAGAUGUGACUUCAGCCAAGAGUAACCUGCUGGAGCAGCUGGAAGCACUGGGAAGCCCACAGACGGAGCCUCCCAGUCAGCAGCACGUUCGCAUCCAAAAGGAGCUGUGGAGGAUUCAAGAUGUGAUGGAAGUGCUCAAUAAAAACAAAGCUCAGAGAAACGCUGUGGAUGGGAUGGGCUUCUCUGGACCCAAAACCAACUUGAAUAAGCUCAAAAAUGAGGAAGAGGACUCUGUACCCCCGCGGCCGCCCCUACCCCAUUCCUACGAGCCCAACUCCCCCGCCGUGCCCCCUCCAGCCUCUCAUGCUGGUGUGCGCCCCUCGUCCCUCCACAGGCCAGAGGACAGGAAGAGCAACCACAGGAAUAGCACGCACAGCGGGCCAGACUACAGACUUUAUAAGAGUGAACCAGAGCUCACCACAGUGGCCGAGGUGGAUGAGAACAACGGAGAGGACCGAUCUGAACACCCGUCUGACAGAGAAUAUGCUGGAAACAAAGGCAUGUCUUAUCCAGUCGGCAUUGUCCCACCCAGAACCAAAUCUCCAGUGCCUGAGUCUUCAUCUAUAGCCUCGUAUGUAACUUUAAGGAAGACCAAGAAGCCUGACCCCAGGACGGAGCGUCCACACAGUGCAGCGGAGCAGCAGCUGUGCACUGUGGAGCUUGGUCGACCCAGAAUGAGUGUAGAAGAGCAGAUGGAGAGGAUCCGUCGCCACCAGCUAGGUACCCUCAGGGAGAAGAAAAGAGCACCCGGCGUCCGGGGGGGCAGCCUGGAGAACACGCCUUCUCGUAGUCACUCGUUCACGACUAAAGAAAAUCAUUUCCGCACCUUGCAGUACCAGAUGAGGCGCAGAGAUGACUUGAUGAGUUUUGACAUCCAGGAGUUGGAGGCCUCCCUGAGACACCAGGAGGUGGUGAGGGAGCAGGAGACGCCCUCAGAGGAGAUCGCUCGUCUCAAAGAAUCCACCCAGGCGGAUUUCAACCUUGACCGAGAGCUCUCUGUGCCCGACAAAGUGCUGAUUCCUGAGCGUUACAUUGAAUCGGACCCUGAGGAACCUUUAAGUCCUGAGCAGGAGGCUGAUAAGCAGAGGAAAGUUGACCGCAUCAAAGCCCUUAUAGCAAAAAACAGUAUGCCAAAUGUGCUGCCUAGUUUGGCUUUAAGCCCAGAAGAUGAGAAUGAAGAGGAGGUUACCGUACAGGAGAAAGAGAAGAUGAUUAAUAUCUCCUACGAGCUGGCAGCAGAGGCCUCCAAACGCAGCAAACUGGUAGCAGUGAGAAGCCUGUCGUCCUCCUCCCCACCCCUCCCACAGUCUCCCACCACACCCCCUCAGCUCACUGACGGCUCUCACUUCAUGUGUGUGUAGUAGCAACACACAGGCUCUGGCCUCAGUGAAGACUUACACAUGAAGGGAACAGCAGGGAGGACAUA